AUGACUGUGCUAAUUUUACAACAGAGUCUUAUCACUGCCGAGAAGAGCUACGAUUCGUUGCCGAAUUUUACGGCUGCUGAUGCAAUGCGGCUGUUGGGAAUCGGAAGGAAUCAGUACAUCGAGCUGAUGAACCAGAAUCGUUGCAAUCGAAAGCUGUUUCGAAGAAGCAAAAGCCUGCGCGAAUUGCUACCAGCUAAGCCGGUAGCAAUUAAUAUCGAGCCGUGGUGGCUGAUUGCACCGGGUAGCAUCCUAGAAAGUGACGUAAAAUUAUUGAGCAAAGACGAAAAAGAUUUGUUGGACAUGCUGAUUGACGAAGGGGCCCAAUUGGUUGGUACUCUUGACGCAAAACUAGUUCAACGGCUCUACAAUCGAGGCCUGGCAUACUUGGAGUUGGUGAAAAACGCAAUUUCGGUUUUUUGCCGCCUUGGUUUUGCUAAAAAACGUGUCACUGGCCUUGAAAAUCUUGCGCUGCAUGUUACAUGGGCUAGCCAUAUGAUCAUUCCAGAGAUGGACGAGACAUCGACCACAGCAAUCACAACCGAUUUAUCGGAUUUCUCCAAAUCGCUGGUUUCGCCAGGUGGCGCUGAUGAGGACGAUGAAACUGAAUGCAAUUCGGAUGUGUUAUUUGGCGGGCAAGAUACGCCGGCUACUUCCACGUCCCUGUCGAUGACAACUCCAACGCCCAGUGGUGGAAACGAAGCAGCGAAGCGAAUUGCGUUUCUGUUUGAUUCGUCGUUAACCGCCUUUCUGAUGAUGGGAAAUUUGUCAGCCAGCCUGAAGAAUCAUGCGGUAACAUUGUUCGAAGUGGGUAAACUGAGCGAUGAGUCACUGGAUAGUUUUGAGGAGGAGUUGCAGAAUGUCAAGCUUUUCGUUGAAGGUGAGGCGCAGCGCUAUUCCGAGCAUGCGCAAACAUUGUUGCUUACAAUUCGUGCAUUGCGCGAUGGCUCAGAGCUUGAUUUGAUUCGUGGCGAGAGCUUGCUGUCGUUGGAUCAUGCCACGCGUCUUCGCCUUAUCACCAAAACAUACAGGUGCUUGGUCUCAAUGGCUCCACUGAGUGGCGAAGCGUGUCCGUUGUCAGUUUCUUCCAUUCCACAUUUCGGCCCUGUCGUUCCAGAAGCAGUCUCUUCGUGGUUCCGUUUGUUCUUGUACCACACCGCCGGUAAUGGACCAGUUUCAAUGUAUAUUCGCAAAGGAUCACGAAUUCCAGUAGUUCCACGUGCUUUGCGUAGAUGCAAGCGAUUGCUGUUAACAACAUCUUCCCAUGAACCUGUUAUUGUUCCAACAGAUAACUGUCUCGUUCAGCUAAAUGAUACCCUUCUAACUCACGCAGUUCUUGUACAGGAGUACAGUGCAGUGACUGACGAUGCGGAACUUGUAAGUGUUCCCUUCCCAUUCGUAGAAUCAGACCUGAAGGAUGGGAACUUUGCAUUGCAUCCGUCGGUGGUGGUGCUGCGCAAUAAGUUGGGACUUGAUGCAUUGUGCGGCUACUUAACAUUGCUAUGUAAGACGAAGGAAUUGCUAGUUAAAGACCGGAAAAACGAUAAUGCACCAGUGAGCAAGGAUCCGAGGAAAGUGACAAAUCUGCGCGAACAUUUACGUGACGGUGAAACAUACGACGAUUACGUGGUGCUUGAUUGUGUCUUUGGUAUUCCAUUGUUUGGCGAGCAUCUCAAUCGGAUUGUUUGUCAGCGAAUAAAAGAAUGUCGCCUUCUUGAUUCAAAAAAUUCCAGCGCUGUGCAGUUUGCCAAUCAUGACUUAGCGCAAUCACUACAGGAGUUGAUUGAUAAGUACCAGGACUGGGGAGGCACUGAGCCCACAUUUCCAGCAUCGCGAAGCUGUCUACCAACACAAACUGUGCUUUUUGAAAAUGGUGAGCUCAGCAUUGUCACCGAUUUACGUUCUUGGUAA
Molecule: messenger RNA, 1908 nt
Organism: Gongylonema pulchrum
Lineage: Eukaryota; Metazoa; Nematoda; Chromadorea; Rhabditida; Gongylonematidae
Source: the annotation of a GenBank genome assembly